AUCAUUCAAUGAGUAUUAUGGGCUGUCCGUGAUUAUACUGGCCGAGGUUGUGGCGGAGAAAAAAAAAAAAACCCGUGGGACAGAAGUAAACAUGGAGCUCUCCGCCGUCGGGGAGAGGGUUUUCGCGGCUGAAUCCAUCAUCAAGCGACGCAUAAGAAGAGGGCGGAUGGAGUAUCUGGUGAAAUGGAAAGGCUGGUCUCAGAAAUACAGCACCUGGGAGCCUGAGGAAAAUAUUCUGGAUGAACGUCUGUUCGCUGCUUUCGAUGAGAGAGAGCGCGAGAGGGAAUUAUAUGGUCCGAAAAAAAGAGGACCGAAACCAGAAACUUUCUUAUUGAAGGCAAAAGCCAAAGCCAAAAGUGAUGAAUUCCGAAGGGAAAUGUCCCGAGAGAUUCGAGUUUCGUUCCCCGUCGCAGAACCAGUUGUCACACCACGAGCUCGAGAAGGGCUAAGAACAGUUGUGCCUACUAUCUUCCCUCCAAGCACUGUCAACAGGGGAGAAAGUGUUCGUGUUCGAUCACCAGAGCCAGAGAGAAGACCUCGACCUCCCUUAUCUCCAACACACAGCCUUUUGGACCCAGUAAAUACACCAAAAAAGAGAGGACCAAAACCAAAGUUGCGUUUCCCUGUUAGCACCCCUAGCAGCAGUUAUUCACCCACUGAAUCUCUGAAGAGGAGAGCAGAUGAACAUUUAUCUUUUAGUCCAGCUAAAAUGUCCAGGCCUGCUCAUCAUUCAGGAGAAUCAUCCAACUGCAGUCUUAUCCAGUUAACUCAGAGGUUUCAGGCAGAAAGUGGUAAGUCUCCAAAACAGCUUGGUUGUGGAUCGAGUGGCAGUGUUGCUGUUGGAGGCACUCUGCGAAAAACAGCUCAUGAUAUGUUGCGACAUGGCACAAAGCAUUUCUCAAGUGGCCCGUCAGUUGCACACACCAAGAGGAAACAUCUUUCCAAAAAUAGUUUAUUUCAGCCUGCUGACCUGCCCAUUGAUCGCUUGUCUCCGAAAUAUCCCGUGCCACAGAAUCCUGGAGAUGAAGAUGAGGAAUCCUGGUCUCCUUGCCUAAAGAACAUGGAGAAAAUUACUGUGACAGAUAUAACCAGCAACUCGUUGACUGUAACGAUUAAGGAGAGCUCAACAGACCAAGGCUUCUUCAAAGAACAGAGAUGACUUAUGUAUUUCUUGGUCAGCUGAUGUAAAUAACUAUGAAAUAUUAUCUAUCCAUUAACAGUC
Ictalurus furcatus (blue catfish) is the source of this 1222-nucleotide messenger RNA. It is a transcript of the gene cbx8a, whose product is annotated as chromobox homolog 8a (Pc class homolog, Drosophila). The transcript has 5 exons. Lineage: Eukaryota; Metazoa; Chordata; Actinopteri; Siluriformes; Ictaluridae. The record is from RefSeq and is a predicted model, not a curated record. The coding region runs from base 92 to 1159 and encodes 355 amino acids.